Molecule: messenger RNA, 2844 nt
Organism: Atta colombica
Lineage: Eukaryota; Metazoa; Arthropoda; Insecta; Hymenoptera; Formicidae
Product: calcium release-activated calcium channel protein 1-like
Exons: 3
Coding region: 938-2152 (404 amino acids)
Biological process (GO): store-operated calcium entry
Cellular component (GO): membrane
Molecular function (GO): store-operated calcium channel activity
Source: RefSeq, a predicted model, not a curated record
CGAAUAAUUAGGAAGAAUCCAAGCCUAGAUUUGAUUGUGCAUUUUCCACAUAACACUUUAUCUUCCGGUAUGAGCGAUGUUCGACGACUCGCUUGACAAUUCGCAACGUUCGACGGAUUUCUAUCGUUGCAAUUGUCUUAUCAUCAUUCUAUAAAGACAGAAAGAAUUCAAACGUCAUUGGCCGCAACAUUGAUACUGUCUCAUAUCUUAGCGUGAGCACGUGAGAGAUGAAUUGAAUCACGCAUCGCCUGCACACAGUCACACAAUCGCAGUAGAUAGAUGGAUACGCGCGGGAGGCCACACGAUCGGUUAUUAUUUCACAGAGAUAUGGCUCGAAGGUAAUUAAUACUAUUGUUAUGAUUCAGACAGGUACGUCAUGUCCGUACUUUGACUAGGCGAUCUUUCAGUCUUUGAUCGAAGCUCUGCAGGUUCGCAACCGCUCCGUACGUGGAGUACGUGCAGGUAUAGGCUGCACGUAACAUGACCCACAUGCAUGUUUCGCCAACGCUUUGAAUAUACCCUACGUCUUGAGAGAUAACAAUAACGUGUCAGCACUUGUGGUCAGCGGAUAGCGAUAUAACGACGUGAUAGGCGCAUGAAUAUAAUGCACUUGACUAUUGCGAUAACGCGAUAAUAAUGUAUAAGUCGCCACGAUGUCGGAAAGAAUUUAUAAUCCAAACGAUUAUGUGAUCGCAUAUAAAACUUUGUGCGAACAGUACUUGGAAGUGAAUUGCCUGUGCAGUGUAAUAUACCUUGACAUACCUGCCUUUAAGUAUCCAAUCGAAUCGCUUAAUAUACAUAUAUACCUCGUUCAAAAAGUGAUAGUCACGAACGAUGCGUCGAAUGCGUAAACACUUGAAGAAAUAGUCGUGGGAUUUCCUUUAUUAUACAAUACAAUUCUACUGCCACGGGAAGAGCCGUAUACGUAUAUAGUAAGAUGAGCGCUUUCGUCGACAGCAUCCAGAACGAGAAAACGCCGAGUGUUGUAGGUCAUGCGAGAUUAAAUGAGAGUACCUCGCUCAGCGAUAUAGGAGAGGACGUGAGAGGUAGCAAAUUUAAUAAAUCGACUCAGAGCGAUAUCUCGUGGAGGCUCCCUUGCGCUGGAGAUCAUAGACAGAGAUCUAGGCCGAUGUCCCUGGCAUAUUUGCCGACCAAGAUUCCGAAACAGAUGAGCGAAUUAAGCUUCUCCACGCAUAGCUCCAGAAGCAUGUUAUAUCCUAUUCAGAGCGAGUUGGUUUUAUCAUCGAGAAAUAGGCACAAUAACAAUAGAUACGUGUCUCUGGAUAUGAGAUCAAUCAAUAACCUUCCGUAUACUAAUCCGCACUCCAACAGCUACAUUUUAGGCAAUAGUACACCAGCAUACACGUGUUGCUGUACAUGUGCAGGAUCGCAGAUCUCGUCGCCGCCGCCGGCACCGUUUUCACAUGAAACUGACGGAUCUGAUCAGGAUGGGCCCGAGAACCUCUCGUGGAGGAGACUUCACAUGAGCAGAGCGAAACUAAAAGCAACUGCAACUACAUCUGAACUUCUUAGUGGAUUCGCAAUGAAAUCUCUAACUCAGAGCGGGCUGUACGCGAUUACACAACGUUUCCUGAAAAUGGUUAAAUUGACGUCGACGACAAUUCUAUGUAAUCUUCAUGCACAUCUGUGGUUAUAUAAGGUGGCAAUGGUGGAACUGCAAAUAAAUGAGCCGACGGCGGUUCCAGAAUGGCUGUUUGUAAUGUUUGCCGUUUGUACUACUUUCUUGGUAUCGGUGCAUAUCUUUGCACUGAUGAUCAGCACGUAUCUUUUACCCAAUAUCGAAGCCAUAAGUAAGCUUCAAGUUUCACGACUCAUAACGGAGUCACCUCACGAGAGGAUGCGCGGUUUCAUCGAAUUGGCUUGGGCAUUUUCCACAAUACUUGGAUUGUUUCUCUUUCUAGUAGAGGUGGCUAUUCUCUGCUGGGUCAAGUUCUGGGACUAUUCCUUUACCGCUGCCACUGCCAGCACCGUAAUAGUCAUUCCCGUGCUCAUAGUAUUCGUCGCUUUCGCUGUUCAUUUUUAUCACUCUUUGGUAGUUUAUAAAUGUGAAAGUGUGGUAUCAGAUAUGAAGGAUUUGGAAAGCAUAAAAAGGAAUUUGGACAAUGUGACGAUAGGGCAAACUAAUGUAUAAGUUCGAGACAAUAAUACAAUCUGUAAUAUAUUAUGUGUACAAAUGAUUAUCCUAAAUGAAAAAGAAUGCAUUGAAGUUCGGCUGAUAGAUAAGAAUAUCGAAUAAUGCUUCUAUCGGAGUAUAAAUUAAUUUGUGGCAGACAGGAAUACUCAGGUUUAAAAUAGGUACUAUUCUUCAAUUUAAAACGUAUCUUUAAUGAGAAUGACAUAAAAAAAAAGAACACUAUGUGUGGAUUUGUUAUCAAUAACUUACUUUUCAAACGCGACCAUAUGAAAAUGGCCAAGUUUUAUUAUAUAUAAAAAUGUACAUAGCUGUACACAUGCAAGUCGAGAAUUGCAACAGUACAAGCGAGUGCUCUUUAGUAUAUUACCUAUAUAAUAUUCAGCAUUUAAUAAUAUCUGUGUAUAUACGGUUUAACUCUUGAUUUUUAUUUAAACCUUCCUUGAUCAUUCUAUUACUAUCAUAUGUCAUAUGUUGCUAAUAUACAUAUAUAGUAUCUGUUAUUACCGCGACACUUAGUUUGCGGAAAAACUGAAGGAUAAUUGAGUACUCAUUUUAUGUACACUUCCUGAAAUUUACAUAAUUUUUCUAGUCAAUAAAUAAAUCGUCAAAGUUUAGGAUGUCCGGCGAAAAAGUUGGUUUCUUACUGUAAUGUUAGGAAAAAAAAUAAAGAUAUAAUUAAUGUAUCUUUC